GCCGCUGGGACUUUUAUGUGAGCGGAAGCCGGAAGUUCAUCGGCGGCGGUGUUCGGGAUGACGGCGAACGGACAGAAAUGGGUUUUUGAGCGCGGACGGAACAUCACGAGCUCGUAUAUGAUGCUGUUUCUGCUGCUGCUGGACAUUUACUCCACGUGUGCGAUCGCGUAUCUGAGCUCUCCUCACGUGGGUCAGGAGCCGCCGUACACGGCCCAGCAGAGCCCGGUGAUGACCAGUCCGGUGGCCCUGACCUCGUCCUCCGCUGCCCCGGCGGUGACCGAUAACGACCUGUCCAGGUGUCCCAGCGGCGGCCUGUGCUCCAGACUCCCGGCCGACUGCAUCAUCUGCGCGUUUCAUCACAACUGCAGCUACGGCCGGCCGGCCAACUUCACCUGCAGAGCCAAAGCAGGCGUCCACUGUGUGGUGAGAUUUCACUCGGACCAGUUUGGAAAAAACGAGCGGAAUCGGCCGCAGCAGAACUUCUCGCUGACGCUGGACUGUCGCUUCUGUUGGCAGCUGGAUCCGUCUCAGUACCGCUGCUCGAACUCCACCAGCUGCAUGACGGUGUCGUGUCCGCGCAGACGCUAUAACGCCAGCUGUGCGGUCCUGGAGCACGUGCACUGCCUGGGGAAGCGAGUGUUCCAGAAGCGUCUGUUCUGUAACUGGACGGGAGGAUAUAAGUGGUCCACAGCUCUGGCCCUCAGCAUCACUCUGGGGGGCUUCGGAGCGGACCGCUUCUAUCUGGGCCAGUGGAGGGAAGGUCUGGGGAAGCUCUUCAGCUUCGGCGGUCUGGGCAUCUGGACGCUGAUCGACGUGCUCCUGAUCGGUGUGGGAUACGUGGGGCCAGCCGAUGGCUCUCUCUACAUCUGAGGGCUUGAAUGUGACUGUGACUCUGACUCCUCCAUCCCAGAUUUCCAACCCGAUUCGCACGUGUCGCGUCCAAACUCCCACUGCGGCAGAUUCCCAUCUGCUCUUCAGCAGCACGUCUGACAGACACCAUCAGAGGAGGACAGCAGCGUUAGAGGCGAUGCACAGUAUGCAUCUAAACUCAUCUGUGUUGGUGUUUUUACUGCUAGAUGUAUAUAUGAGUUUAUAUAUAUGAGUGUUGAUUAAACCAGGGAAAAUCUGGAACCAGUUUGAAUUUGUUGAUUAAAGGUUUUGUCAGAGGGAUUUAUCGUUUUAUCACUCCAUACAUCUGAAAAUUAUGGAAGUUUGUUUUUUGCAACUGAAUAAAAAUAAAUAAAAAAGGUUAUUGUGACUUUUUAUCUCAGACAUUUUCCCCACAAUUCUUGCAAAAAUGUAUCUGUUUAUAGUUUUUUCCAGUGAAGAUUGUUUUCUGCCACAGAAUAAAAAUAAAGGUGUUUGCAACUUUUUAUCUCACAAUUCUCACAAACACAAAACAAAUAAAAAAAAAACCUCAGAAUUCUGAGAAAGCAUCAGAAUUGAGACAAAGUUGCAAUUAUCUUUGUUAUUAUUCUUUCUGUGGCAGAAACAAAAA
Molecule: messenger RNA, 1498 nt
Organism: Cyprinus carpio (common carp)
Lineage: Eukaryota; Metazoa; Chordata; Actinopteri; Cypriniformes; Cyprinidae
Gene: tm2d3
Product: TM2 domain containing 3
Source: RefSeq, a predicted model, not a curated record